This is a messenger RNA of Pseudo-nitzschia multistriata, 4719 nucleotides long. NCBI's taxonomy places the organism in Eukaryota, Bacillariophyta, Bacillariophyceae, Bacillariales, Bacillariaceae. The record is from the annotation of a GenBank genome assembly.
GAAUUAGUUUUCGAACGAUACGAAACGAACGGAAUACAGUACCUGUUCUCGGAAAUAUGGCGCAGGCUGAGGACGGGGACAAGACAAUCCCGGUCGAGCUCCCCGACAGCGAWAAGCCCACAACCGGGACCAUCAGCAACAGAAGUACCAGAAACAGUCACAACAACAACAACAAUCGGCACAGCAAUGCACCGGCGGAGAUUGCGCAAGAUCCGCCGUUGAACGAUAGUGCCAGCGAUAUUGGCGACGACAGAAAACUAGCGGCGGAAGCUUCGAUUGGAUCCUUGGGAGCCUCUGCCGAUACAAAGCAUCCAGCAGAGAACUUCAACGAAAGCAGUAACUACAAUUACGGCGGAAACGACACUAUCGGAAACGUCGAUGGCACCAACGCCGGUCCGGAAGUCAUUGUUGUCGGUCCGGUUGCCGACACCACUCGGGCUGUUUCUUCCGCUUCACUAAUGGGAUCUUCGGAGGUAAGGCAGGCUAUAGAAUAGAGGAUGUUUCAUUUUAGAUUGCAAUGUAAUUGAGCAUGAUCUACAGUACUCGGAAUCCAAUGUUGGGAACCAAGCCAAAAAACCUCUGCGGUUCUGUUCGAUUUUCAAAAGGCAAUAGCAUAUCCAAAGGCUUUUAAUGCUGUCCUCUAAUUUGCCACCAUCUCACUUUCUUAUCUUGUUUGCUCGCAUGUUGGAUUUUGGAUGUUGAAUCUUUGUUAUUGGUCGAUAUUCGAAACAAUUCAAUCCAAAUAAUUGCAAACGGCGGAAACAAUAUGAAUACUGAAUACUGCAACAAACACACAUGUUCGAUCUACAGGAAGAAAGUGUCGCUGAACUCGGAACCAUCGAGCAGCACGAUGUCGGCGCAGAGGAAGCGGUGCAAGGAGAUUGUAGCGACGGCAAUAUCGCGGACAAUAAGCGAAGGAAGGAAAGAAAGCAACACAAAGAAGUCGAGGGCGAAGGUGGAAGAUCAGUAUCGUCGCCUUCUUCCUCGACACUUCCUCAGCAACGACAAAGAGAAGGACAUCAAAAUCAGCGAGAUGAGUACAAUAGCACUCAUAACAGUGAUGGUAAUAGCGCUGGAAUGUGCACGGACCCUAUUUCCCCACAUCCCUCGUCUAUGCCGGUAGCUCCGCAGCAUUGCACGCACGCACCAACUUCGUUGCCUACUUUCAAUGAGCCAAGGUCCUGCAUGUGGACAUCUUCCCAUGCUGCCAAUGCACCAUCGGAAGAUCGAAGUGCUUCUCUCGUCAAUGUCCUCCUCCAACCCCUCCCUCAUACCAACUUUGAUUCCGAAACGCAAAUACAAGAUAAUUUCAAUGAUGGUGAGUACCGUUCGCUCAUCCGCUUGAAUCUUUGGUCGGUCAUUGACGGACAUGGUGGUGGAUGUGUUGCGACCUAUGCCUCGGAGGUACUAUUGCCACACAUUGCGGCCUCAAUAUCGAGAGCGAUGGGAUGUGCAAUUGUCAGCCGUGGGGUUUGCUUGGUCAACGGACAGCUCAGAGACGCAAACGCUCUGGAUCUCGACGGACUUAUCAAAACUACCGGAUCAGAUCGAAGCCAAUCAAACCCAAACUCGAUACAUUAUCGAUCUCCGUAUGAGGCUACGGCGAACAUGAGCAACACAGACUUUUCCGACAAGGACGACGAAGAUGACGAUGACAACGCCACAAAACCGAAAGUGGUGGAGGUGAAACAACGAAAACGUCAACGCGGGCCCAAACACCCAGUUCCAAUCGGAGACCAUCCGCAACACCAACACAACAACAGCGAUAUCCGAUCCCAUGGCUGUGGUGUGCCCUCUCCGGCUUCUGCCACGCCCUCGCAACAUGCAUCUCCGUCCCCAUUGCAGCAGCGACAGCGACCACAGCAACAARCGCGAUCACGUCGACUCAGCACAGAUGAUACGAGAGCCGAAGUAACAUCUUCCAUCAACCGGUCCGAAUCUUCCGUCAAGACCUCCGUCAAGACCUCGGCAUCGGUUGGCGUCGCGAGAGAUGGUGCCCCGCCGGGGACGCAUUCGCCCCAAGAGCAAUCGGCCAUCAUCAAUGCAAUUACCCAGUCCUUCUUGUCGGUUGACGAGGGAUGGAUUAACUCCAUCGAUCCGGUUGCUACCCAUCAAACCUCGUGCCAAUCCAAUGGCAGAUGGAACAGCGGUGCUUGCGCUCUUACCGUUAUGAGUGUCCARAGGCUAGAGUGGACCAGCGUUUCGUCGUCAUCGGAAAGGCGGAACAACGAAGACGAAUACGAUGGUGGCGGCGGCCUGGGGGCAGGAGAUGGGGGAGACGGUGGUCAUGAUACGUCGCAAAACAAAGACGCAGCUCGACGCAGAAGAAUCGAUCACAACGAAAAUCGUGCUCUGAAGAUGGCCAGUUCUCUCAGUACGAUCUCGUCAACAUCUUCUCUCACAACCACGGACGACAGGAUACACAACAAUGCCUCGGGACUAGAAUCGGAAAUCACCGAAACAGAAGGAGAAGAAGACGACCACAGCGGUCGCGACAGUGGAGACAAACCCAAGAAAUCUCGGUGGCGGACCAAUCCACACCAUUCCGCGCGAAAUGACUCUGCCAAUGUUCCCAAAGCGUCGCUCAUCAGCGCUCCCGGUGGAUGUUCCUGCCAUUGCUACCGUGCCUACGAUGCAAUGCUGUACACUGCACACGUCGGAGACUGUAGAGCGGUCAUGUUGGGAUCGGCACCCCCGAGAACCAUCAAUGUUCGCGGUUCCGCGUCUUCGACGAAGUCGACUGGCACAACCAACGCAAGUCCGAUUGGCACCGGUGGUCCGGGAAACCAAACCGACGACGAAUCGAGCCAUCAUAGCUCGGACGAGGUACGUUACCAGCAACAAAAUCAUAUUUCGUAUUCUUUCUUGUUUGGCUUUUCCUUCUACCACUUGCACCUCGCUGCAUGUGGCUGCAUGUGGCUGCAUGUGGCUGCACUUGGAAUCCGAAAUGGAAGUAACAGAAACCAUUAGUGUCUAUCUUUGAGCGAAAACGAGCUGAUGGCUGUAUUUUCCUUGUUCUCUAUAUUCUUGCGGCUCGUAAUUCGUCUCAACCAAGACCGAAUGCUUGAGCAGUUCCGACCAUGACGCCGACAGCAGCGAUGACGAAGAUAUCAUGUUGGGAAUAGAGGAUCGRCAGCGUCGCCAGAACAAUCCACAUCUCGAUGGAUCGGCAGCCGUUACAAAAUCGACCGUUGCCGCAGGCAAUUCGAGCAGCGCAUCUGCCCCGUACAUGACACUGAUGCGCGGUCGACAGCCUGCYCGACCUCGGCGAUCACGUCGCCGACGAUACGAGGAUCUAGGCAUGGCAGCUCCAUACAUUGCUCUUCCACCACUGGAAAGCUUCCGUUCGAUCGAAAUCGAAAUCGAUCCCGAUUACGAAAAAAAUCAGAGAAGACGCCAUCGCCAUCGAAACCACAGUAACAGCAGCAAAAGCAAAAAUGGCAGCAACGACAAGAACGAUGGUGUCAACAACGGGAAKGGUCUAUCGGCCAAUGGCAACAACGGAGAGCAAUCCGAGGCUUCCUCCUCUUCGUCGUCGUCCCCAUCUUCGCAAGACAGCCGAGAGUUCCCUCCGGCAAUUAUUUUGCCACCUAACGUCCGUCCUAUUGAUCUCACGACRGAUCACUCUGCCUACAACCCGUAAGUUUUUCAUAGUUAUCGCAGUGUCGUAUAAAGGCCCUCAGUGUACUGAUUUUGCUUCUUGUCAUGUCAUUCUCACCCUCACUAUUGUUUCUUUUUCUUGCUAUAUAUUUGCCUGCUUUAUUCCAGUGCUGAAGUUACGGCGGUCCUUCGUCGUUGCAACAAUGCUCCUCGUGCCAUUUCGGCGGGCUUGGGCGGGGGGAUCAAACGAGUGGCGGGUAGUUUGGCAGUAACAAGAGCACUUGGAGAUGCUUACCUCAAAACUCCACGUUUGUCCUUUUUCCCCUACAAAACCCACACUCCAUACAUUACUGCUCGACCCGAAGUAAAUUGUCGGCCCCUCGUAAAGGGAGGUGACAAGGUGUUGAUGCUUGCUACCGAUGGAGUUUGGGAACGGGCGGGUGGGGAAGAUGUGCUGAGAUGGUUACGAACAUUUUACUCAGAACGGCUGGCCGAAGCCGAGCGACGGAAGAAUAUCGGACGAUUGAACAAGAUCGAGAACCAACACAUACACCACCAAAGCAGUUCAGACAAGGKGGACAUGAGUGUAGACAAUGCAUCUAAUGCUACUGCUACCAACAACUCGAUCGACGACGAGGACAGCGUGGAUUCCCAACACGGGGACAGGAAGGCCGACCUCCCGCAGAUGGAUGCCACCGGUGGAACCUCGGCGACCGAAGCGAGCGGAUCCAAGAAGCGCGAGGCCCUGUCGCCCCCUACAGCCGCAAACGCCGCGAAGCGMAGAAAGCUGACCCGGCGUGCCACGCCGUUUGGCUCGAGACGGAAUUCCACGGUGGCCGAUGUCAUUGUCCGCCGGGUUCUCAACAAAGUACGGAGGGCCAGGAACAUCUCAAGUCUUCACGCACUMAUGUCGUUGCCCCCUGGCCGGGCCCGUCGUUCCAAGCACGACGAUAUUACGGUUUGUGUAGUCGACCUUGCUGCAUUCAUCUCGUAAAGAAAGGCAGGUGGAAAACUAACCAACCGUUCUAGCGGAGAUUCCUUAUCGGAUUUCUUGGUCGGGUUCUUGCGGGAUCCGAUGCUCAUCUACAACCGAUGGGGUGSGGUAACAUUCUGAUACUU